GGUCGACUUUUGCUUUUGUUCGUUCUCUACCAUAUCUGGCAGUUUACGGCUUAUAAAAGUGUUAAAAGUUAUGAAAAUCACCCUAAAAGAGUUUAUAGGUGCUUGCGAAUAAGGAACUCACCAAAUUUCCCUCAUAAUUUUACUAAAUUAAUUGGAYGGAAGUGAAACCUCACAUCAUCUGGUUUGGAGAGCGUUUGCCUGCAUGAUGACAGUUGAUUACGAUCUUUCUGCGCGUCUUGGGUCUGGGAAAAAAUUCUUGCGCACAGAACAAACAAGACUGCCAGCUCGAAGUCAACCAAGAUGUGACCAUAUGAGAGAAAUGCAGACCAACACACUCAUCUUCAAUUGAUGUUGAUGUAAAAUGCACUUGGAACCACUAUAUCGCACAAUAAAAAAGAUAUAAAAGAAGUUAAAGGAAUUGAAUAGCUGUUAUAUCAUGGAUUAGAAGCCUUCCAUCAAAGGAGUUGCAAAGCACAGGAAGUCCAUGCAGUUCGACUUACUAGUACUACUAUAACAGUACUAUAUAGUUUUGUUAUAAACCACCAAGUCUCACUAAGAUUGCCUUAGAAACGUCCAGAGUUUUCCGCUAAAGGUCGCGUUCAUUUGGUUGCUAUGGCGAUUUUAUUACGUCACCAUAGUAACCACUCUGAUCACAAGCAAUGUAAUUUAGACCAUAAUAUAUUCAAAAAUUGAACAAAUUGUAGUCACCUUGCUUUGCGAUCGGUUUGAAUGGAUAGAAAGGGUAUUUGAUGCUCAUGUAUCUUUUUACCAGACAAUCGACAUAUAGAACGAGGACACCUGCCGCAUAAAAAGUGAGGUAAYUGAAAUAUCAAGAAAGUUAAAUUAAUCGAAAAAAACUGAUAAGUAGAAAGUUCCGUUCAGUUCUUGGAUUUUCGCAUGCAUGUUAAUCUUGCUUAAAAUUUUCUAUUUUGACUUGGAUAACGAUGUCUAUGCUUGUUAAUACUAGUUAAGUACUCGACUCACAACAUGGAUAAAGCCAAUAAUCGUAAAAAAGCAGUCGGAAAUUGCACGUGGGACAAAAGAUACGAACUACCGUUCCUUUUGCAUGAGACUAGUACACUAAACUACUUGUGUACCUCGACAGAUGAAAACGAAGUGAAGGAGCUCAUGGCCUAUUUUUAAACGAAGAUGCGAUCUGUAUCUUUGAAGACUAUUUAUUUUGAAUGUCGAGACUGAAUUAUGAUGAGAUUAUUUACAAAUAUGGWCAUGUUUCGAAUGAUAAUUUCUGUUUAGCAAUAACAUUUGAGAUAAGGUGAGAAAAAAAUAGAGUAUAUUUGGAUUUAGCUGGGAAUAUUUUGCAUUGGCGGAGUACUGUAGGAGAUCUAGAAGUAGUAAGAAAAUACCUGAGAGGGAGAGUUUUUUAGGAGAAAACUGCUUGUUCAUGUUUUGCUGCUCAAGGUAUGAUAUGAAAUACAAGUAAUGUAGUACAAGGUUGCACUUACCUAGAUUGGCAGACUAAAAAAAAGUGAAAAAAAAAAUUUUUUGCCUCAACUUGUUGUUGAUGUUUUUCUUGUUUUACAGGGCUGAUAUUCAAGUUCGAUCCGGCAAAAUGUCGCGGCUUCGACGACUGAAAUUGAUCCCUAGGAGAGGAAAAAGGAAAAUGUCAUAUGGAAUGAAGUCGUGUCGAAGUGUCCCCUGCCUGGACGUGCCGGAAAAUGUUAUACUCAAAAGUGCCAAAUCCACCGAAACGAUGAGCGAAGCGAUGGAUGAUCUGCUAAAUCAACUUCAAAUGGUACAGCGGAUGAUCGAUAUAUCUGCUACAAAACUACACAGUCUGCGUGUAGAAGGAGCUACCGAUACUAACCUAAUCCAGCAAGAAAUACGGACAGUUGAGGGGAAACUUGUGAAGCUAUUUUCUCGGAUGCUCGUCGCCAAACAUUCAGUGAUCAAUGAUGGUGUUGAAACAGGAGAACUUAGUAAAUAUCCUAGCUUAGUGCAGUGGCUUAGGGUUGUAGGAGUCAACGAAGACGCAAUAGAACAACUUUCCAAAAAGUGUGGCUCGGUAGAAGGGCUUUUGUCACUUCCAAGUGAUAAAGUGAAUAAUGUUUUGAAUGGUUACUACAAUGGUGAGGAGGAAAGCAGAAGGCUUUUAUCAGCUCUACAACACCUUCAUGCAUACACAGAGAGACAAAAGCAAGGCCAUAAAGAUAGCACUUCUGAAAUCUAUUGGGAUUCAUGGGACACCGGCAAAACUAAAGAAAAAACAGGAAAUUCYACCUCAUCKGCGAGAUCGUCUAGAUCUUCUGCAACAUUUGAAUCCGACGAUGCCUUACCUCCUUCUCCACCGAGCUCUGAUGCUGACACUGAUGCCUCAAGGCUGUCUGCCAGUGAUAUGUCUGAUGUGUCACAUAGCCCUAAGCACAGCUCUAGACAAAGGGUUCCCAUCAUCUUUCCAACAAGCCCAUUGAGCAGUCCUUUAAAGAGAAGCAAAUCAGAUGAGGUGAAUAUAGACAAUAAGAUUUAUGUGGAUAAAGGAAGCUCUACUGUUGGAAAAUAUCGUGGCAAAAAGCUGACUCCAGUAAUUCCCCUCACAAUAGAAAUCCCUAAAAGUGUCAGUGGUGACCAACUGUCCAUUCAGUCAGACUCUGAUUCAGAAUGCUUGAGRAGUAAUUAUUCUUAUGGUUCAAGUUCUCCCAAAACACCAACAAGGCAUGUCAUGGGUCAUGCAAUCAAACACAUAUUUUCACAGAAGAAGUUUAUGGUUAGCAGGUCAUGUGAUUAUUGUCACAAGAUAUUAUUGAGUGGAGUAAAAUGUAAAGCAUGCAAAUACAAAUGCCAUAAGAGAUGUGCCAAGCAAGCACCGCCAUCUUGUGGCUUACCUAAAGACUUUGAGGAAUUUUUCAAGCAGACAUUCAAGAGAGGAUAUGAGUAYCGAUCMUUGCCAAUCAUCAGAUCACAAGUCAAGAGAACCAACUCCGAGCCAUCUAACAUUGCAAAUCAAGUUGGUGAUAUGAUAAGAGAAAAAAAGUCCAGAAUCCAAAAUCGAAGYGUUGGUGACUURUGCAUUAACACCAUAGACAAUAGCAAGCCUAGCAGAUAUAACUAUCACCAGAAUCAUGACGGAGUGAGUAUGGAUUCAGGAUCAACAUCAUCUGCGUCAUCUCCACCGUCGUCACCAGUUUUGUCAUCUGGAGGGAAGGGRGAUUAUACUCCUAGUCCACCCUCUCCCUCUGAAGAGCGKGAUGGUUUUCCCAACCCAGUUGGCUUUUAUUUUCCUAAUAGAUAUGGAUCUAAUGCAACAUCUGUGAUGUCAAACUCCAGUAACGACUUAAUAGACUCUACAGGAACACUAACUAGAACUGAAAGUACAAAAUCAAGACAGAGCAGCAAUACCACCAAUAGCAAUGAAUCUACUAUUUCAGGGGGUGAUGUACCGGGGGUAGAUGAUCUUGACAUACAAAUAUCAGAUGUUGAUCCUGAAAGCAGAACUUGGGGAAGAAGGGUGGAUUUAUCCACAAGAGCAUUUGGGAAAGCCUACAUGUUAAUGGACCUACAUACACGCGGUAGUCUGAUGUCAGAAUGGGUGAUACCCUUCGAUGAGUUAGAGAUCUACGAGAUGCUCGGGUAUGGAAGGUUUGGUAAGGUGCAUCGUGGGAAAUGGCAUGGUGAAGUGGCUAUCAAGAUGAUUGAGAUUGACAAUCCRACAGAGGAGCAGCUUAAUGCGUUUAAAUUUCAGGUGACAACUUUUCGGAAGACUCGCCAUGAUAACACUGUACUGUUUAUGGGUGCAUGUAUGGACCCACCCAAACUUGCAAUUGUUACAAGUCUUUGCAGAGGUCACUCUCUUUACACCCACGUUCACAUYAAGAAAGACAAUUUUCCCCUCGCAAAAAUCGCUCAGAUCACGACGCAAAUCGCCCAGGGUAUGGGAUAUUUAAAUGCUAGAGGUAUCGUUCAUACGGAUCUGCGGUCUAAAAACGUUUUCCUGGAGCUCAACAGUAAAGUUGUUAUAACUGACUUCGGUCUUUACAGUGUUGCAGGCCUCACUGUCAAGUCUGUCAGGCCAAACUAUUUAAUGAUUCCACGAGGAUGGCUAUAUUAUCUAGCACCAGAAAUUAUGCGCAGUUUAACCACUACUCAAGAUGCUCCUGAAUCUAAUACUUUUACAACCAAGUCUGAUGUCUUUGCUUUUGGGACUGUUUGGUAUGAAAUGUGCGCAGGCGCUUGGCCAUGGAAGAAACAACAUCCCGAAACCAUCAUCUAUCAAGUCGGCCAGGGAUGUAAACAACCACUCAACAAGCUUGACUUACCUACAGAAGUUAAAGAAGCGAUAAUACUCUGUUGGGCAUUCCAACCCAAUUCAAGACCAUCAUUUAGUGCACUUUUAAAACUAAUCGAUCGUUUACCCAGAAAGCACCGUCUACAUCGAAGUCCUUCUCAGCCUUGUACUGUCAUACGGCCAUCAGAGGCGUUAAUGUAGUGGGAAAUGAAUGAGUGUCCUACCUGGAAACAAUCACUAAUACGGUAGAUUGUAAACUACCUUUUCAAGGUUAAAGCAAUUUMAAAAUUGACACAAAUUUGAAUGUUUCGCCCGCAAUGAAUUAUGGGUGUCGCAGAGUAAAUGCUGAACCGGUCUUCAGGUCAGAUUGUGAUAUCCAAAAAAUAAUAGAUUAGGUUAGAGUGCAUGCAUUGAAAAAUCAAGUAGACUGCUUGCUUGUAUUUUCUGUGACCUAUCAAAUAGGUCUCUUGUAACCAWAAACUCAUUUUGAGUUUCAAAUACAACRCGGCUUUCUUGUCCAUAUCUUUAUGGUACGUAUGCAAUGGCCAGCGUGCAAAUCUUUAAUUAUUUAAAACUAGAGUAUAACAUAGCAAUGAUUCUCUGCUUACUCAACAUUUUUUAUARUUGUUGUGCUAUCUUGUAGAUAAAWACUAURGUUUUUCAUUCAAGAAUGACUUCUAAUUUAUUGGUCUCGCUAARUGUACGAUUUUGUAAUUUCAAUUGAAUGUUAGCGAAUAAUUGAACGAAAUAGUUAGAAAAUCUUUAAGAUUGUGGCCGGCGUAAGUGUUUCAACCUCGUGUCUUUYAGCAUAAUGCUUCUUUUUCUUGCGAAGGUAAWUUUUAUUGUUUUCUAUUGAAAAUGCAAAAUGUGUCCAUUCUAAAAUGGUUUCUUAUAUUUUUGACAGUUUUAUUUUACAAAUGUUGCACACACAUAUUUUUUAUUUUAUUGUACAUUUAGUGACCAUUUCGCAUGUAAGUGGUUUAGGACUAAAAAUUGUUUUGGAAUUUUUUUAGUCAGUUUUCCGAAGUAUUAUAAGUAAUUAUCAAGAUGUUUUCCUCGAAGAGUGAUCAGCUAAACAUUUUUUUUCAUCAACUGUGCUGUUAUUUUUUAUUGAAACAUUUCGCGUAAAGCUGUUAGGAAACUAUUUAAGACAGCUAAUUCAAUGUAUUAUAGUACUGUAAAUUAUCUUUAUAAGUUGUAUUGCCUUGAGAUUAGGGUGGUUUUCAUUAACCUGUAGAACAAACCGAAARGCCAAAGAAGUUUUUUUCAGUUCGGUGUUUCAGUAAAACCCUGCGCCGUAUAAGAGCCUAAAAUUUAAGAAUUUGCCAGUCUGAAAUUUCCAUUUUCAACGUGGUCKCACUUCACAUAAGAACCAUUUCAGCCUAAAAUUUCAAAGUAGCCUAAUUUCCAAAUAUAAAGUUUGAUAUAAAUAGUUACAAUCUAACAGUUUCCUGAUUUAGAAUCUAUAGUCUGAGCCUAACAUGUUCAGGCUGUCUUGAAAAAAUCUUGGUUCUUGUACGCGGGUUUUUACUGUAUUACACGUCUUUUCAUACAAUUUGGCACACGGGUUUUUGGAAGUUUGUUUAUUUCCAUGAAAGCCACUAAUAAUGCUGUAUGUAGCUUUUCUUUGCGAUUUAUGUUGUAAAUACUGUAGGAAUGAAUUCAAAGAAGCUUUUCUCUAACGACGAGAGCACUGCACAAUUUAUGCGAAUUAUACAAAAGAAUGACUCAUUGUUAAUUUUUAAACAAGACAAAAAUAAUAAUGAAUAAAAACAAGUAACAUGGCA
This is a messenger RNA of Exaiptasia diaphana, 6027 nucleotides long. Its product is annotated as kinase suppressor of Ras 1. The record is from RefSeq and is a predicted model, not a curated record. Gene Ontology annotation, biological process: protein phosphorylation. Lineage: Eukaryota; Metazoa; Cnidaria; Anthozoa; Actiniaria; Aiptasiidae. The transcript is spliced from 23 exons. Gene Ontology annotation, molecular function: protein kinase activity; ATP binding. The coding region runs from base 1523 to 4441 and encodes 972 amino acids.